AUGGACUCAACUAGCCCAGCUCUCAGCUUUCGUGCGUUUGUCGAUGCCCUCAGGGAAGACGACGACCUCGUUGAGAUCGAUGCUCCUGUUGACCCAAACCUCGAGGCUGCCGCCAUCACCCGUCUUGUCUGUGAGACCGAUAAUAAGGCUCCGCUCUUCAACAACCUCGUGGGCGCCCAGAAUGGCUUCUUCAGGAUUCUUGGGGCACAAGCCUCGCUACGCAAGUCGCCCAAAUACCGGUUCUCUCGUCUUGCUCGUCAUUUAGCCCUACCGCCUGACGCAACUAUGCGCGACAUCAUGCAAAAGCUACAGCAAGCAGCACAUCUCCAGGCCAUCCCGCCCACCAUUGUCUCUACUGGCAGUUGCAAGGAAAACAGCAUUGAGGGCGAUGACAUCGACUUGGACAGCUUACCAUCGCCGAUGCUCCAUCAGUCAGAUGGUGGCAAAUACCUGCAAACUAUGGGCAUGCACAUCGUGCGGUCUCCGGAUGGCACGUGGACAAACUGGUCUAUUGCUCGGGCUAUGGUCUGUGGCAAGCGUGACCUGACAGGGAUAGUGGCUGGGAUUCAGCAUAUCGGGAAGAUCUGGGCACAAUGGAAGGAGAGAGGCGAAGACGUGCCAUGGGCUUGCGCCUUUGGCGUACCCCCCGCCGCCACCUUGGCCUCGUCUAUGCCUCUUCCCGACGGACUGAGUGAGGCCGACUUUGUUGGUGCGUUGACAGGAUCGUCAAUGCCGCUUGUAAAGUGCGACACCAACGACUUAUAUGUCCCGGCCGACUCUGAGAUCGUUCUGGAGGGUACAAUCUCUACCACCGAGACCAGACCCGAAGGCCCCUUCGGUGAGAUGCACGGAUACGUCUUUCCGGGAGAUAGACACGAGUGGCCCAAGUUCACGGUCAACAAAAUCACCUACCGUGAUGAUGCCAUCUUGCCGAUCUCUGCAUGUGGUAGACUGACUGACGAGACUCAAACCAUGAUCGGUCCCCUGGCGUCCGCAGAGGUCCUGAAGCUGUGUCAAGAAGCCGGCUUGCCCAUCACUGCUGCAUUUGCUCCCUUCGCAGGUCAGGGCAUUUGGAUUACUCUUCAGGUCGACACAGCUGAGCUGCAAUCGAUGAACACCAGCCCGAAAGCUUUCAUGAAAACUGUCGGCGAUUUGGUCUUUCAUCACAAAACCGGCUUCUUUUUCCACCGCCUGAUUUUGGUCGGGCCUGACAUUGACAUAUAUAACGACAAGGAUAUUUUGUGGGCGUAUUCCACGCGGUGUCGCCCAGGUAUGGAUGAACUUUUAUAUGAUGAUGUCCCGGGAUUUUUCUUGAUUCCGUUCAUGGGGCGUGGUCAUGGACCACACCACGAAGGAGGAAAGGUUGUAUGUUCUGCAUUAUUGCCAUCGGAGUACACGAGCGGGCAGGACUGGGAGGCUGCUGAUUUUGAACACUCAUACCCCAAGUCGGUAAAAGAAAGGGUGCUUAAAAAUUGGGAUCAGAUGGGAUUUGACAAGCUGAACUAA
This is a messenger RNA of Fusarium vanettenii 77-13-4, 1506 nucleotides long. RefSeq lists its product as uncharacterized. Gene Ontology annotation, molecular function: carboxy-lyase activity. Gene Ontology annotation, biological process: cinnamic acid catabolic process; ferulate metabolic process. Gene Ontology annotation, cellular component: cytoplasm. The record is from RefSeq and is a predicted model, not a curated record. Bases 1 to 1506 code for a protein of 501 amino acids. NCBI's taxonomy places the organism in Eukaryota, Fungi, Ascomycota, Sordariomycetes, Hypocreales, Nectriaceae. The transcript has 2 exons.